Messenger RNA from Blastocystis hominis, 1149 nucleotides. RefSeq lists its product as hypothetical. Gene Ontology annotation, molecular function: protein binding. Gene Ontology annotation, cellular component: nucleolus. The record is from RefSeq and is a predicted model, not a curated record. Lineage: Eukaryota; Bigyra; Opalinata; Blastocystidae. The coding region runs from base 1 to 1149 and encodes 382 amino acids. The transcript has 6 exons. Gene Ontology annotation, biological process: positive regulation of transcription by RNA polymerase I; rRNA processing.
AUGUCUGGAAUUGAAUUCAAGCCAAUUGUACCAAAGAGUGUACCUACUGCGCGUUCUGCGAAAACUUCGGAAAACAUAUGGUGGAAGUCAUUCCGAAACAUAAAUGAAACAAAACUGAGUGGUCCUGUAAAUCAUAUUUCGUUCUCUCCCCUAUCGCCGUACCACUUCGCUGUUUCCUCUGGAACCAAUGUCAUUUUAUUCUCCGGCGAAACGCGUCAGAAGAUCAAGAGCUUCUCUCGCUUCAUGGAUAUCGCGUAUUCCGGCAAUUUCCGUCACGACGGGAAGCUUCUGACGGCGGGCGACGAGAAGGGCAACAUCAAGCUGUUCGACGUGGAGACGAAGACGAUGCUGCGCCAGGCGCAGCCUCACAGCUCUGCGGUGCACGCGGUGGACUUUUUCUCGACGACGCAGCUGCUUUCCGGGAGCGACGACAAGACGAUCUGUCUGUACGACAUCCCUACGAACAUGGUGGUGAACACGUACGAGGGCCACACGGACUACGUGCGCGCGCUGAGCGUGGCGUCCACGCAGAGCGACUGCUUCCUGAGCGGGGGUUUCGACGGCUGCGUGAAGCUGUGGGACCGCCGCGUGGCCCCCUCGGAGGCGUGCGUGCUGUCCCUGGCGACGCCUCACGCGGUGGGCUGCGUGCUGCAGCUCAGCGCGUCGGUGGUCGUGGCCGCCAGCGAGGCGGAGCUGCACGUUUUCGACCUGCUCAACAGCGGAAAGUCCAGAAAUCGGGGCGAUUUCAGGCGUAGAGAGCUGGCGACGCUGAACUACCACCAGAAGCAGGUCACGUGUCUGGCGUCGUAUCGCAGCGAUUCGUUCCCGGCCCCGCGGUUUUUGUCGGCCUCGCUGGACGGCUCGGUGCGCGUGGUGGAUCCCACGACCUUCAAAGUCACCCACAACUUCAAGUUCCCCGACCCCGUUCUCUCCGUCGCCGUUUCCGUACUUCCCCGCGGGACUGUCAAGCCUAGCCCUCCAACGUCAUGGCCGUCGGCACUUCCGCGGGAAUCCUGUCCACGCGGGUGCGGGAGCACGUGGAGAAGGCGGAGGAAACGCCCGCGCUGGCGCCCGGCGCGCUGCUGGCGCGUGUGGUGUACCGGAGCAAACGCGUGGACCCCGAGCUGGAGGCGAAGAAGGUGGAGAUAA